CCAUUCAACUUCGUCGCCGACGUCCAGGAACGCAAGCCUACAGCCGCACCCACGCCGCCGCAACCACCCGCUUUCAAGAACUCCCCAGGCGGUUUCCCUGCCCAUCGCAAGCGCGACAUCCCAUCCAGAUUCAAGAGGACUAGACAGCAAGAUGUAGCUCCUGCUGCGCCAGUUGCACAACCUCAACCCAGCUUCGAGGAUAGUGGAAACGACGAUGACGACUUCAUGACUACCGAGAGACGGCGCAUAGACGAGGAGAACCGCCAAAGAAUUGCUGAGAUGUCCCCCGAAGAGAUCGAGGAAGAACGAAGAGAACUGCUUUCAUCACUGGACCCAUCCCUGAUUCAACGCUUGUUGGGUCGUGCGACAAUUGAAGAAGGAGUACAGCCGGAAAAGAAGAUACAGCCUGAUGUCACAAAGCCUCGCAAAACUGUAAAGUUUGCUGAGGUGAAAGAUGAGCCAGCAGGCGCAAACGUCGAAGUCACUGCUCAAGAUGAGAAUGGCACGUCUACAAAACAAAAUGAACACAACCACCCCGGUCAUGAAGCAGCCGCUGAGGUCGCUCUUCCAACUGACUCGACCAUCCACUUUCCGCGACCUCCUCAGCCACCAUCUCUCGAUCCUUCAGACCCAAACUUCCUCGAGGACUUGCAUGAGAAGUACUUCCCUGAUCUGCCAGCUGAUCCGGAGAAAUUGGAGUGGAUGACUUCCUCACCUUCAAAUGCAUACUCAGUCUCGCAAACAUCUUUGGAUCCCAAUGAAAUUCGCUUCGCCUUUACCGGCGCAUUGAUCCCCCCAAGUCUUGCGGCAGAGAUCCCGGUCACCAUGGGUCUGCACCAUCACGGUAACGCGCCUGAUGCUGCCGGAUACACAAUCCCCGAACUCGCCAUGUUGGCUAGAUCUAGCGUGCCUGCCCAGCGCUGUGUGGCAUUCCAAACUCUUGGUCGAGUCUUGUACAGGCUUGGCAAGGGCGAAUUUGGUGAUCCGGGAGAGGAAGGUCAAGGUACAGAGGGAGCCAAGGACACGCUCGGAGAACUUGCAAGAGGAUUGUGGUUUGAGGUGAAGAAGGAAAGCGUGCUCGAGAUCUGCCUGGCUGAGAGUGAGGGUAGAGGUGCAGCGGGAGGAAGACAUAUGGGCGCAAAGGCCUACGCGACCGAAGCGGUUUGGCUCUGGCAACAAGGAGGUGGUCGCCGCUGGAAGGCAGAGUAGAACACAUAUGACCAACGAAGUUAUGAAACAAUAUGAUCGAACGCAAGUAGUUGUCGAUUCCUGCUGCGCGAAUCGUGUAACAAAUAGGUGGUGUUGGGCACACUGUUCUUGGGGUUCCUCGAAAUCUCAAUUGCUGAUACGCCAGUUCAACAAUUUCAUGACUUCAGCAC
This is a messenger RNA of Aureobasidium pullulans EXF-150, 1379 nucleotides long. RefSeq lists its product as uncharacterized. Gene Ontology annotation, cellular component: nucleus. The coding region runs from base 226 to 1209 and encodes 327 amino acids. Gene Ontology annotation, biological process: transcription by RNA polymerase II. NCBI's taxonomy places the organism in Eukaryota, Fungi, Ascomycota, Dothideomycetes, Dothideales, Saccotheciaceae. The transcript has 2 exons. The record is from RefSeq and is a predicted model, not a curated record.